Molecule: messenger RNA, 1301 nt
Organism: Pundamilia nyererei
Lineage: Eukaryota; Metazoa; Chordata; Actinopteri; Cichliformes; Cichlidae
Gene: aamdc
Product: adipogenesis associated, Mth938 domain containing
Exons: 4
Coding region: 120-488 (122 amino acids)
Biological process (GO): positive regulation of fat cell differentiation
Cellular component (GO): cytoplasm
Source: RefSeq, a predicted model, not a curated record
GGCGCGGCUUCUCUGGACCAAAAUGGCGGCAGCACUGGCUCCUCGCAUCCCGUAACAGAAACACGGACUACCCACGUGAAUUUCACCUUCGGAGGACUCGCAGGUAGCCUCAAAGAAACAUGUCCUCUCCAGAGAUCGCCUCGCUCUCCUGGGGCCACAUGAAGGUGAAGGGAUGCUCCUCCACCUACAAGGACUGUAAGGUCUGGCCUGGAGGGAGCCGAGCCUGGGACUGGAGAGAGACUGGGACUGACCAUUACCCUGGAGUGCAACCUGCUGACCUAGAUGAGGUGCUGAAGAAGGGAAUCGACCUGCUGGUAAUUGGCAGAGGCAUGAGCGAGGCUCUGCAGGUUCCCUCCUCCACCCUGGACUUUGUGAAGCAGAAAGGCGUUGAUGUAAAAGUCUUCCAGACGGAGAAGGCUGUCGCUGAAUACAACAAACUGGCCGGCCAGGGUGCAAAGGUGGGCGGGGUUUUCCACUCCACCUGCUGAUGUCACCCUUACCUUGCUGACAUGGCCACCUGAGGAGGACUCUACAAGCUCUUUCACUGUAGAGAGAAUAUCCCACUGUGGUGCUGAAGCUUUGAGUUCACUGUGAAGAUGCAAACAAGCUGCCGACUAAAUUUUAGCCUCACUUGCAUUUGUGACUUCCUGAUUAUGAAAACACAAUAAUGGGCAUAGACUGAUAGACUCUCCUGCUUUCUGUUGUGCUACAGGGCUCAUUAGUUUUCUAUGCUUUGCACAUUAGAGAGCACUCUUUCCUUCCUGCCUGCCUUAAAAGCCCAAACUCAUCUGCUGAUGAAUUCAGCACAAAAGAAGCCUUCAAACAACAAGAGCCACCGAUAACAGUUGAAACAGAGUUUCUGUAGGUAAACGUGUGGAACGAUUGUUGAUCUUUGCCUGCAGCUGUUUCAUGGCUUAGUCUCUGUCCACAGGCUCAGCAGGAGCCAAUCACAGCACAGAAACUAGGUCCAUUCACACCUGUGGCCAUUUUAAAAUCAGGUGGAGAGACCGGCACAGAGAGAACAUCCAAACUGUGGUUAACACAGAGUCAAAUCUUUAAGUAAAUAAACAUCUUAAACAAGAGAAUUCACAAAUCGAGUCACCUUCUCUCUGAGAAAAGUUAUUUUAAAGGUGGUGGCAGAAAAGAAUGUAGAGCAUCUUCGAAAGCUCUUCUAGAGUUGACUUUAGAUGCAGUCACAUGUUAUAAAAGCUGAAAUGUAUGGAUGUUACCUGCUGUCUAAACAGGGAGGAGUUCAGUUUGAUUCAUCAUGUGACAAAAUAAAAGUGGAGAAUGAAACUUGA